CACGCGAGGCCCCGCCCAAUCACGCCUAAGUUCUAGCGGGAAGAGCCCAGCUGCUCAGGGGCAGAAAGAUGUCUGGGUGCAACGCAGAAGCUGAGGAAAAGGCAGGCUCCAAACAGUGUCCCCAGGUGCAGGUGAAUGAAUAUAAAGAAAAUGGAAAUUGUGCUUAUACUUCUUUGAGACCAAUACAGACUACAACUUCAGGGAAAACAGCUAAGGCUUAUUGUCUUUCUCCAUUUUCGCUCAGCAAUUCCAAGCGAGCACGAUUUAAGUUGUCCACAUCCCCAUUUGAAAGCCAUCCUAACAAUGCGGUGGCUUGUAAGAAGACUGGCCGGAAGAAAACUUGUAGAAAGGGUGUAACUUCAAAGAUGAAGGCCGUAUCUUCCAAGGCAGAGUCCCUUCUGCUGAAACCACCUGUGGAUGCUUACACUGACAGUGAGCUGCGACACAGCAGCACAGCAGAGUCGGUGACUCUCAGUGUGGACAUGGGAAGCAGUGAUGAAGACAGUGCACCAGGCCUGGGUGAUUUUUCAGAAUUGUCACCUUAUGAAAGGAAGAGAUUGAAGAACAUCAAAGAGAAUGCAAACUUUUUUGCUUCCCUUGAGUUAUCUGAGUCAGCUGCAAGGCUCCGUGGAAUGAUAAAGAAGAGACAGCCUCCUGAAUCAAAGAGAAAGAGGCCUAAGAAGAAAGAAAAUGAGAUCGGAUGUCGAAGGUCCAUGCGAUUGUUAAAAGUAGACCCUCUGGGAGUUUCAUUGCCAGCAGCUCCAACACAACCAAUGUUAGAAGAAGAAGAAGAAAAUCCUUUGCUACCCCCUGGACCCUUAGAAAUGAUUCCUGAAAACCAGGAUGACAGCAAUGAACUGUUCAGAGCUUCUUUGAAGACAUGGGCAGACAUGAGCAAGACAAGUAAUGAGAGAACCAAGGAAGGGCUAUCUAGCAUCAAAAGCUACAAAGCCAAUUUAAGUGGUAUGGUCAUCAGUGAAGCUACUGUUCGUAAGGUGACAAGAGGCGCGAUCUCCUCUGUAGCCCUCCAUCCAUCAGAAGUGAGAACCUUGGUAGCAGCUGGAGCCAAGUCUGGGCAAAUCGGACUUUGGGAUUUGACCAGGCAAUGUGAAGAUGGGGUAUAUGUUUUUUAUCCCCACAGCCAGCCUGUUAGCUGUCUUUACUUCUCACCCACCAAUCCAGCCCACCUACUGUCACUGAGCUAUGAUGGCACAUUGCGAUGUGGGGAUUUCUCCAGUGCUGUUUUUGAAGAGGUGUACAGAAACGAAGGAAAUAGCCCCUCCUCCUUUGACUUCUUGGCAAAAGAUGCUUCCACUCUGCUAGUGGGACACUGGGAUGGACAUUUGUCACUGGUAGAUAGACGGACACCUGGAACUUCACAUGAGAAAUUUUUUAAUUCAUCUAUGGGAAAAAUAAGAACUGUUCAUGUCCAUCCAGUAUCCAGGCAGUAUUUUAUCACUGCAGGAUUAAGGGAUGUUCACGUUUAUGAUGUGAGGUGCCUGAAUUCCAGGGGAAGCCAGCCUAUGAUCUCUUUGGCUGAACACUCCAAGAGCAUUGCCUCUGCAUAUUUUUCACCUGUUACGGGUAACAGAGUGGUGACCACAUGUGCUGACUGUAAGCUGAGAGUCUUUGACAGCAGCUCUUUAUCUUCCCAGAUUCCUCUCCUUACUACCAUCAGGCAUAACACUAUCACUGGGAGAUGGCUAACGAGGUUCCAAGCUGUGUGGGACCCUAAACAAGAAGAUUGCUUCAUAGUUGGCAGUAUGGCCCACCCACGGCGGGUGGAAGUCUUCCAUGAGACGGGAGAGAGUGUGCGCUCUCUUUCUGGGGACUGUCUUGUGUCUGUGUGUUCCCUCAGUGUUAUGCAUCCCACCCGUUAUGUCCUGGCUGGAGGUAACUCCAGCGGGAGGUUACAUGUUUUUAUGAGUCAAGAAAGCUUCUGAGCUAUAGGAUAGAUUCAACAAUUUGCUCAAAUUGUUGUUGUGGCAAAGGAACCUCGUGGCAGGAGGGACCUGGAGCAGAAUCUGGGAUGCUUUCAGCACUUGGAGACAGGACCUUGUGUAGCCCAGGCUGGCCUUAGACUCCCUGUAGCCAAGAAUGACCUGGAACUCUGGAGCCUCUUGACUCCACCUCCUAAGUGCACCACUCCACUCAGCAUCUUUCAGCACUUUUAAUUAGGCUGUAUUUUGAGAAAUUCUAUCAAAUUAUAAGGCUUUGAGUGGUCAGUAUUAACUUUUCUGUAAUAUAAUGAGACCAUUUUUGAUGCAAUAGUGAUCUAUGGAUCUGUGAUUUAUUUUAUAGUUUGGGGUGGAUACUUAUUUCUCACACUGGAAUAGGUCCUAAAAGAUCAUCUAAUUAUGAAAUAUGAUUAGACCUAGGGCCUGUCACAUGUUAGGCAAGUAUUCCAAUAUUGACCAAUACCCCGUCUUUAAAACUUAGUUGUUCUGCUUUGUUGCUUUUGAGAGUGCGUUUUACUCUGUAACUCAGGCUUCCCUUGAGCUUUAGUUUUCCUGCCUCACUUUUCCAAAUUCUAGGACUAUUGGUGUGUACUACCAUGUCUAGCCAGAUCUUAGUUUUGUAAGCUAAGAGCCUUUUUUGGGGUUCUUGUAUCUCAGUUACAUGAAAUCCCACAAUUUUCUUUGGGAACGUUGGUUUCUGUGACUAGGGCCUGCAUCUGCCUUCUUCCCCUGGGCAGCUCCAGAAAUGAGCUGGGACUGCACAGUGUUUGAAUUUGCACCAUUAUCCUAUAUUCUAGUGUAUAACUGUGUAAAGCUAACUGUGGUAGCUUUUCACAUGAAAUUCGUAACCCCAGCACUUGAGGUAGAUAGAAGCAGGAGAAUCAGGAGUUCCAGGCUAACCUGGCUCUCCUUUCGUUGCCCCCGAAUUAGUAAAGUACAGAAAGCAAAAUUAGGAUAUUUUUAUUUUAAUAGAAUAUUUUAAAAUAAAACAGUUUCAUAUGGUAUAUGUUUAUAUAUAUUCUUCUAUAAAUCAGUGGCUUGGUGUCACACUGUAACAUGUAUCCAACUUUUCUAUGUUACUUGCCAAAGUUACUACUGAAAGACUUAUAAAUAGCUUAGGCAGUAUGUUUGGAUUGUAAGAGGGAAUACUCUUGUAUGUCACAGAAAUAAAGUAUGAAUUUUCCUUGAG
Molecule: messenger RNA, 3147 nt
Organism: Cricetulus griseus (Chinese hamster)
Lineage: Eukaryota; Metazoa; Chordata; Mammalia; Rodentia; Cricetidae
Source: RefSeq, a predicted model, not a curated record